AAACCACGCACGCACGCGCGCAUACGCAAGCAGCGGCUCAGAAAUGGCGGCUGAUGGUGGCAGCUCUUCGCUGCAGCUACCCUGCGUUUUUUCACCAAAAUCCCGACAGUACUUAGCGCUGUGUGCCCAAGACGGCAGACUGCGCAUCUGGAACACAGACAGUAAAACACUUCACCAAGAAUACGUGCCUUCAGCUCAUUUGAGUGCCACUUGUAUCUGCAUAGCCUGGGGACCAUGCCGGACAGUCAAGGAGGGGCCUCAGAGGAAGAAGAGGAAAUCAGAGGCAGGACAGGUGGAGGAGAAGGCAGACCUGUUGGCGAUGGGCACAGCAGCAGGCAGUGUCCUAAUCUACAGUACAGCAAAGGGAGCUCUGCAUUGUACCCUGGAUGGAGGCCAUAGUGGAGGAGUGAAUUGUGUCCAGUGGCACCCUGAGGACAGUUUAUUAUACAGCGGCUCAGAUGAUACAAACAUUAUCGAGUGGGACCUGCAGACAGGCAAGACGAGAAGUAAGUGGAAGGCGGACCGUGCAGCAGUGACCAGUUUAAGCGUGAGCCCUGACGGCAAACUGCUGCUCUCAGCUGGACAUGUAAUCAAGAUGUGGGACUUGGAAACCAAGGAGGUUUACAGGAGGUUCACAGGCCACUCCACGGCCGUGACGACCCUGUGCUUUGCAACCACACGACCUCCCGACAGCAAUGGUCUUUACUUCCUGUCUGGUGCCGCACAUGAUCGACUGCUCAGUGUUUGGCAAGUACGAGAAGACGGAAGGGACAAGAAUUCAGUGGUGUCCUUCACACUGACAGACGAGCCACAACACAUCGAUCUUGUCACGUCCAACAGCAAGGAAGAGGCGGUGAGGCUGGCAGUGGUGUGUAAAGAUGGGCAGCUGCAUCUCUUUGAGCACUUUUUAAAUGGGGCCUGUAAGAAGCCAUUGUCCCCCUCGUGUACGGUGCAGAUGUCCGACACAAAGGACUCCCCGGUGCCGAUCCCACUACUGGCUGCGGCCCUCACAGCUGAUACACGGACCGUGCAGCUGGCCUAUGGCAACCACCUUCAGCCUGUGAUGGAGAAAGUAGAGAUCAACACAGCAGAGAGACACGUGUGUUUGACCCGGGAUGUUCAGACCAGCUUAUCCCUAUCCAUGGAGACCACCGUUUCCAAGGUGAAAACCCCUAUUGUCAAUGCCAAGAGCAAAGUGUUGGUCCCAGGGCUCCCUGGUCACCAAGCCCCAAUCAAAGGAACCACACAGGGAUCAGAGAAGAGGAAAAAAGACACAGACACCAAAGAGAUGUCAAUAGCGGAGCGACUCGGAGAAAUCGAUCUGUCUACAGUCUCCAGCGAGAAGGGGGCUCCUAAAGGGACAGCCUCUUUACAGACAGACAAUUUUGCAGUGCUGCUGGUGCAGGGCCUGGAGAGCAACGACGCCGACAUCCUAAAUAAAGUUUUUCAGACUCGUAAAGACAUGGUGAUAAAGAAAACUGUUGCUAGGUUACCCCUCCCUGCUGUUUUACCUUUGGUGGAAGAGAUAACAAAGAGGCUCCAAGGGCACCCUUUUACGGCAGUUUUAAUGGUGCGGUGGCUCAAGGCCGUACUCAUGCACCACACAUCAUACCUGGCAUCGCUGCCAGACCUGGUUACCCAGCUGGGAGUGCUUUAUCACAUGAUUGAGAGCCGAGUGAAGAUGUUUCACAAGCUCACAAAGCUUCACGGGAAACUGUAUCUCCUGAUGACACAGGUGGCGACAAGUGACAACAGCAACACAGUUACAGAUGUUGACCACACAGCUAAGCUGGUCUAUGAAGAAGAAUCAUCUGACGAAGAUGAGGCCUCUGGUGACGAAGGUCUUCCCGACGAUGCUGACUCUGAUCACUGGGAGGAGGAGGAGGUGACGGAGGAGGCAAUGGAAGACGACAAAGAGGAACAAGCAGACGAAGAAGAGGAUGAUCCAGACAGCAGAACAGAUUCCAAAGCAAACGGAGAGGAAGACAUGGAUCAUGGAAACGAGAGCGAGGAGGAGUGAAAACGAAUGAGGAAAAACACCAAUCAUACAUAAAAUGGACCUGAAAGAGUUAUAUAUACUUUCAUUUUAUUUUCAUGCUUUUGAUUUUAUUAUCAGAACAAAGUUUGGUUUUACAAAAUCAAAGGACACGUGGUGUUGAAAUGUGCGCAGCUUGGCCCCCUGCCUCGCCACAAAGCCGUUCAGCCACAAGGGUGGCGAUGUCAUGCUCCCAGUCUUUUCCCCAUACGAGGAACAGAUGCCACAUUUUGAGGAAAACAUUCUGCAAAAUACAAUUGAUUCAAGUUCCCUUUCUGCUGUCAGUUCAGUCUGCAUCCCAGCUCUAUAACCUGAUGAGUUUGCAUUUAAAAUGACUGAAAAGAUAAUUUGGUGAUGUUCCAGUUUGCCUACACUGCAAUCUGCAUUCCAAAUUUUAUGUUAUUGUGUAAUAAAUAGUAUUAGAGAAUAUUGUAUGACCAGCCUAACAGUAGAUUAGACAGCACUCUGUGAUCGGUUUAUUCUUACACAACUCUGUAGGCCAUCUGGAACACGCCUGGCUGUAAAGUGAGUCCUCAGAUGCAAACACAGUGCAGGUGUGGAGUUGGGAUGCAGGGCCCCCGACUUAUGUACAGAAUACUGCUCAAUCAGAGCCGUAUCAGACCAUACAUCAUGUCCCCACACAAUGUAAAUCUGUAUGUACAGUGAAGUGUUUGUAUGAGCUCUUCCCUCUACAGCUAUCCCCCAGAAAUGCUUGGGAUUAAAUGAACUCCUGUAAAG
Epinephelus moara (kelp grouper) is the source of this 2773-nucleotide messenger RNA. RefSeq names its product WD repeat domain 43 (gene wdr43). Gene Ontology annotation, cellular component: nucleolus. NCBI's taxonomy places the organism in Eukaryota, Metazoa, Chordata, Actinopteri, Perciformes, Serranidae. Gene Ontology annotation, biological process: maturation of SSU-rRNA from tricistronic rRNA transcript (SSU-rRNA, 5.8S rRNA, LSU-rRNA). The transcript has 18 exons. The coding region runs from base 44 to 2020 and encodes 658 amino acids. The record is from RefSeq and is a predicted model, not a curated record. Gene Ontology annotation, molecular function: protein binding.